AUGUCCUUCCAACUCACUUCAGGAAUCUGCGCGCGACUUCACAGCCCGGCUCCAGGCGACGCGGACAUCUUGAAUCAGCCAUGCACUCUUCAGUUGCUAUCAGUAAAGAAAGUUUCGCUCGCGUCGGCGAACCAGCCAACAGACCGCUACAGAAUCAUCAUUUCUGACGGCGUCAACUACGCACAGGCCAUGUUGGCCACUCAGCUCAACAACUAUGUUACUGAGGGACGCAUUGCAAAGAACACGGUAGCUAAGCUCACAAAAAUGACCUCGAAUUCCGUCCAAGACAAGCGAUUGAUCAUCAUCCUUGGACUUGAAGUGCUUGCUCUGGACGUGCCAAAGAUUGGGGACCCAAAAGCACUGCCUGACACUUCGGCCCCCGGUGGUUCCACUGCUACCACACCAUCGAAUGUCGCGUCGCCAGCUCCACCUCGACCUCCUAUGCAACCUAGCAAUCAAAACACGCCUCAGCCACAAAAUCAAGUUCCUUCGAAGAGCAGUCGUCACGGGUCAAUAUAUCCUAUCGAGGGUCUUAGUCCCUACCAGAACAACUGGACCAUAAAGGCCAGAGUGACUCAGAAAUCGGAUAUCAAACACUGGUCUAACCAACGAGGCGAGGGCAAGCUCUUCAGCGUCACGCUUAUGGACGACUCGGCUGAGAUCAAAGGCACCGCGUUCAACACCGUCGUAGACGACCUUUACCCAAAACUCGAAGAGGGGAGAGUAUACUACAUCUCGAAAGCGCGUGUCAACCUGGCGAAGAAGAAAUUCUCGAAUCUUACAAAUGAUUACGAGCUCAGUUUCGAGAAGCACACUGAGAUUGAAGAGUGCCACGAAGUCUCGAAUGUCCCCAUGGUCAAGUACAAUUUUGUCCCGCUUUCUGGACUCGAGGAGUUGGCCAAGGAUUCUACAUGCGAUGUCAUCGGGAUAGUCAAGGAAGUGGCCCCGCUGUCCGAGAUCAUCUCCAAAGCCAGCAGUCGAAGUAUCCCCAAACGAGAACUCACUCUUGUCGAUAAGUCAGGCUUUUCGGUUCGGCUUACUCUUUGGGGUAAGCAGGCGGAGUCCUAUAACGCAGAUGAUGCACCUGUGAUUGCUUUCAAGGGUGUCAAAGUUGGUGAUUUUGGAGGUCGUUCUCUGUCAAUGUUCAGCUCGAGUACUAUGACCAUCAACCCUGACAUCGAGGAAGCAUUUGCUUUGCGGGGCUGGUAUGAUGCGUACGGAGCCGACCAAAGCUUUCAUUCCCAUUCAAGUGUUGUGUCCACGAACUCCGGUGGAGGUUUCAAUCGAUCGGAAAUGCGGAAUUUCAGUGAUAUCAAGGAAUCUCAACUCGGGACUGAGAAGGUGGAUUACUUCUCGGCAAGGGCCACCAUCAUGCACAUCAAGUCCGACAACAUUUCUUACCCUGCUUGUCCUACCCAAGAUUGUAACAAGAAAGUUGUUCAGGAGGGUGACCAGUGGCGGUGUGAAAAGUGCGAUAAAAGCUUUCCGCGCCCUGAAUACCGGUACAUCAUCUCCAUGGCCGUGGCGGACUGGUCAGGGCAAGCCUGGCUUCAGGGCUUUAACGAUGUUGGUGUUGCUAUCUUCGGCAUGACCGCAAACGACCUGAUUGAAAAACGUGAUCGCAACGAGUCCGAGUUUAACUCCGUCAUGCAGAAGGCCACAUGCCAAACGUAUAACUUUGCCUGUCGCGCGAAACAAGACACUUACAAUGACCAGACUCGUGUUCGUUACGGAAUUACAAAGAUCAGCCCUCUAGACUACAAGGAGGAAAUAGCGGCGCUUGUUGGUCUUUUACGAUCUCCUUGGGCCCUGUAA
This is a messenger RNA of Pleurotus ostreatus (oyster mushroom), 1815 nucleotides long. RefSeq names its product Replication factor A protein 1. Gene Ontology annotation, molecular function: DNA binding. The transcript has 9 exons. Bases 1 to 1815 code for a protein of 604 amino acids. NCBI's taxonomy places the organism in Eukaryota, Fungi, Basidiomycota, Agaricomycetes, Agaricales, Pleurotaceae. Gene Ontology annotation, cellular component: nucleus. Gene Ontology annotation, biological process: DNA recombination; DNA repair; DNA replication. The record is from RefSeq and is a predicted model, not a curated record.